Molecule: messenger RNA, 2403 nt
Organism: Cyprinodon variegatus (sheepshead minnow)
Lineage: Eukaryota; Metazoa; Chordata; Actinopteri; Cyprinodontiformes; Cyprinodontidae
Product: tripartite motif-containing protein 16-like
Exons: 1
Coding region: 102-1775 (557 amino acids)
Molecular function (GO): zinc ion binding; protein binding
Source: RefSeq, a predicted model, not a curated record
CAAGACAGAGAGAGGACUGAACUGGUGCGAUUCACAGGAGUACCAACUUUUGAGAGCUAAACUCACACCAGUAAAACUGACACUUGUUACGGAGCGGUGAAAUGGCGGAAAAUGUACCAAAUUUUGAGCGAGAAAAAAUCUCCUGCUCCAUCUGUUUGGAUCUACUCAAAGAUCCAGCAACUAUUCCCUGCGGACACAGCUACUGUAUGAGCUGUAUUAAAAGGCACUGGGACGGACAAGAUCAGAGGGGAAACCACAGCUGCCCUCAGUGCAGGAAGGUGUUCAGACCAAGGCCUGAUCUCCUGAAGAACAUAGUGUUGUCAGAGUUGGUGGAGGAUCUGAAGAAAAAUGGACUCCAAGCUGCUCCAGCUGAUCACUGCUAUGCUGGACCUGAAGAUGUGGCCUGUGAUGUCUGCACUGGGCGGAAGAGGAAAGCUGUCAAGUCUUGUUUAUCCUGCCCAGCCUCAUAUUGCAACACUCAUCUUCAGUCUCACUAUGACGCUCCGCCAUUAAAGAGACACAAAUUGACAAAUCCAUCAAAGAAGCUCCUGCAGAACAUCUGCUCCCAUCAUGAUGAGGUCAUGAAGAUCUUCUGUCGUACUGAUCGGCAGUGUAUCUGUUAUCUCUGCUUAAUGGAUGACCAUAAAGGCCAUGAAACAGUCCCAGCUGAAGCAGAAAGGACCGAGAAGCAGAAGGAGCUCCAAAAGAUACGACAACAAAUCCAGCAGAUAAUCCAGGAACAAAAGAGAGAUGUGAAGCGGCUUCAUCAGGAGGUGGAGGUCAUCAAUGGCUCUGCUGAUAAAGCAGUGGAUGACAAUGAGAAGAUCUUCACUGAUAUGAUCCGUCUCAUCCUGAGAAGAAGACGGGAUCUACAGCAGCAGAUCAGAUCCCAGCAGGAAAUUGAAGUGUGUCGAAUACAGGAGUUUCAGGAGAAGCUGGAGCAGAAAAUGACUGAAUUAAUAAUGAAAGAUGCUGAGCUGGAGAAGCUCUUAAAAACAGAGGAUCACACCCAGUUUCUCCAGAACUACCCCUCACUGUCAGCAAUCAGUGAGUCUACACACUCAUCCAGGAUCAAUGUUCGUACUCAGAGAUAUUUUGAGAAAGUGACAGGAGCUGUGUCAGAGCUCAGAGAGAAAGUGGAUGAUUUCCUGAGAAACACGUGGAAAAACAUCUCACACUUAGCUACUAGAGUGGAUAUCAUACUGUCAGGACCAGAACCAAACACAAGAGCUGAUUUUUUGGAAUAUUCACAAGAGAUCACUCUGGAUCCAAACACAGCAAAUGGGAAGUUGACAUUAUCUGAAGGGAACACAAAAGUAGCUUUCAUGGACUCAAUGCAGUCUUAUCCCGAUCAUCCUGACAGGUUUACUAAUCAUAAUCAGGUUCUGAGUAGAGAGAGUCUGACUGACCGCUGUUACUGGGAGGUGGAGUGGAGAGGAGGUGGAGUUUAUGUAGCGGUUUCGUACAAGAAUAUCGAUAGAGCAGGGUGGUCGGAUGGAUGCUUGUUUGGAUUUAAUGAUAAGUCGUGGUCAUUGCAGUGUUUUACAAACAGCUAUAACUUCUAUCACAACUACAUGCAAGCUCCAGUUUCAGGUCCAGUUUCCUCCAGAAUAGGAGUGUACGUGGAUCACAGAGCAGGUAUUCUGUCUUUCUACAGCGUCUCUAGAACCAUGACUCUCCUCCGUAGAGUCCUUACCAGAUUCAGUCAGCCUCUAUAUGCUGGGAUUAGGCCUAUCCUUAAUGGAGAUUCUGCUCACUUUGUUAAACUGAAAUAAUCUGUAAUCAUCAGAGAUGCAGUGAGUUAAAAAUGUGUAUUUUAUUUACGGUUUCUCUAGUUUAUAAUCUUUAAUACAGAGAACUCUUUGUUGUGUCAUUAUUUACCGCUUAGAGAUCAGCAGUAUUAAUUGAGCUCCUUUGUGGCCUUGAUUGUUGUUUUGUUUGUGUUUGAGUUUGUUUGGAUGGAGGUCAUCACUGCCCAGAAGGUUUUUAUUCCAUUAAAUUAAUUAAAAUUACACCGAUUGCUUUGUCAGACCAAAUGUUGGUCAAAGCUAGGGCUGUAACUAACAAUUAUUUUGCAAAUCGAUUAAUUUGGUGAUUAUUUUUCGGAUUAAUCAAUUAAUUAUCGGAUAGCCAAAGGUUCUUUAAAGAAGAUUUUUUUAAGAAAUUAAACCAGGUGAAACCAAAACCUUUCAAAUUGAGGAGUUCUGGAUAGAGAAUAUUGACGGAUAAAGAUUUGUUGUAUCUUGAUAUAAGUACAGCUCUAAUUGAAUCAGUGUGUCAGCGAAAGGCAUGUUUUAGAGUCUCUAUUUACUCCAGUUACCAAUUAAUCGAUUAAUUUAGUCUGUCCUCUCUAUCCAAAUUCUCAACCUUUGGUAUUCAAAAGUGUGUCCUUCUUCUUGAGGU